UGUUUUUUGCUGUUGCUGCCACAGCUAGCUGUGUUUUGUUGGACUGCUGCUGCUGAGGCUGUUUGCUUGCGCUCUUGUGUUGUUGCUGCUGUUGUUGUUGCUUAACUGUUGGCUAGUAGGCCGCCUUGGCAUUCAGCAUUUGGUGAAACGUAGCCACACAUUCAGUCAGUCACUCACUCAGUCACAGGUGAGCAGCAGCUAAAGUAAAAGCCAAAGGCAGGCAGGCAGCAGAGGCGGCUGGACCAGAGGAGUACUGGAAAAAAGACACAAAAUAACAAAAACCUUUUUUUUUGUUCAAAUAAAAAUAAUAUUGCCAACGAAGUACAACACCAAACAAAAAGCGUGGAAUAAUUCAAAAUAUUCAUAUUACUGGACGACGCCUACGUCAGCAGAUUGCACAAAAUUCCAAUCCUCUAAACAAACAACAAUCGACAACAACAACAAUCAACAAUGGCCAUCAAACCCGGACUUGGCCGCAAGACAAGCAACAAGAAUCCACCGAUAUUGAGCCAUGAGUUUGUCAUUCAAAAUCAUGCGGAUAUUAUCUCCUGUGUGGCAAUGGUCUUUGUCGUUGGACUGAUGAACGAGUCGACCGCCUCGUUUGCCAGCGCCUUCAUAUCGCUCCAUCAUAAUGUGAGCGGCGAGGAGGCGACCCGAGAGCUGCCCUAUGGCAAGCCAUAUACGUAUGUGGCUGGCAUUAAGGAUUAUUGUGCGAUAUUCUUCUAUACGCUCACCUGCAUCAUCAUGCACGCCAUCAUUCAGGAGUUUGUGCUGGACAAGAUUAGCAAGAAACUGCAUUUGUCCAAAUUCAAGUUGGCCCGCUUCAACGAAUCCGGCCAACUCGUUACCUUCUAUCUGCUCUCAUUCCUUUGGGGCGCACAUGUGGCCCUCAAGGAAGGCUAUUUGGGUCAGGUGGCCCAAUUGUGGGAGGGAUAUCCGUCGCAUGCGAUGAGUUUCCUGCACAAAUUCUACUUCAUCAUCCAGCUGUCAUACUAUCUGCAUAUGCUGCCCGAAUUGUACUUCCAGAAGGUGCGCGCCAAGGAGGAGCAACAGCCCAAGAUUAUACAUUCCAUUGUUGGAUUCACGCUCAUCGUUUUGGCCUACACCCUGAGCUUCCAGCGCUUGGCGCUCGUUCUGCUCACCCUGCACUAUUUGAGCGAACUGCUUGCCCACAUCUUCCAGCUGAUUGGCGUGUUUGAUCGCGAGGAGCGCUUGGCCCGUGUCCGCAUUGUGAACAGCUUUGUUUUUGUUAUCGUCCGCUUUGCCACCUCAGUGAUUGGCGUACUGACACUCUACUAUGGCAUUGCCGGUUCCGUUGGCAGCCACAAGUUGCGCGCUCUGCUCGCUCUCGUUGGAUUGAUUGCCCUGCAGGGAUACUUCGUGUUCUCCUUCAUCACCGAACAGCUGCGCGCCAAGCGCGAGGCGAAGCGGGAGGCCAAAUUGCUGGCGGCGCAGACGAAGAAGGCGAAGGCGCCCAACAAGGAUAAGGUGAAGCGCAAGAAGGAGAGUGACCUGCCCGAGGCGGAUCAAACAUCAUCCAGUCCUGUCAAGCAGAAGCUCAAGUGAAUCACUGGAACAACAGUAAAUGCAACAAAAUCUUCCGCACACUUCCAGGCGCUCAAUCAACAAACAACAACAGGAACAGACUAUCAAUAAACUCAAGCACUUGCUACACUAAACAACACAACA
Molecule: messenger RNA, 1689 nt
Organism: Drosophila innubila
Lineage: Eukaryota; Metazoa; Arthropoda; Insecta; Diptera; Drosophilidae
Gene: TRAM
Product: translocating chain-associated membrane protein 1
Exons: 2
Coding region: 451-1566 (371 amino acids)
Biological process (GO): protein insertion into ER membrane; SRP-dependent cotranslational protein targeting to membrane, translocation
Cellular component (GO): endoplasmic reticulum membrane
Source: RefSeq, a predicted model, not a curated record